This is a messenger RNA of Thecamonas trahens ATCC 50062, 502 nucleotides long. Its product is annotated as nascent polypeptide-associated complex subunit beta. The transcript is spliced from 2 exons. Bases 20 to 490 code for a protein of 156 amino acids. The record is from RefSeq and is a predicted model, not a curated record. Gene Ontology annotation, cellular component: cytosol; nascent polypeptide-associated complex. Lineage: Eukaryota; Apusomonadida; Apusomonadidae.
CACACUCCAUAUAUCCAACAUGGUUAACCAGGCCAAGCUUGAGAAGCUUAAGCGCAUGUCCAAGGUCUCGCGGACUGGCGGCAAGGGCUCGAUGCGCCGCAAGGUGCGCAAGGUGCAGAAGUCGUCGGGCUCGACGGCCAAGAAGCUGUCGGCGACGCUGGCCAAGGUCAACAAGCAGGCGCUCCCCGGUGUUGAUGAGGUCAACAUGUUCCGUGAGGACAACUCGGUUCUUCACUUCUCCCGCCCGAAGGUGGAGGCCUCGUUCCAGGCUAACACCUUUACUGUCCGCGGCACCUCGCAGGUCAAGACCAUCACCGAGCUCAUGCCCGAUGUCCUUCACCAGCUCGGCCCGAACGCCAGCAACUUCCUCAAGAACCUCCUUGAGUCUGGCGCGCUCAACGGCAUGACCGGCAACGCGGCGCUGACGACUCGGAUGACGACAUCCCCGACCUUGAGGGCAACUUUGACGAUGCUGCCGCCGAGUAAAUGAUGAUUGCGCUUG